This is a messenger RNA of Abrus precatorius (Indian licorice), 810 nucleotides long. RefSeq lists its product as uncharacterized. The record is from RefSeq and is a predicted model, not a curated record. The coding region runs from base 1 to 810 and encodes 269 amino acids. The transcript has 2 exons. Gene Ontology annotation, molecular function: nucleic acid binding; zinc ion binding. NCBI's taxonomy places the organism in Eukaryota, Viridiplantae, Streptophyta, Magnoliopsida, Fabales, Fabaceae.
AUGGUGCAUAAUCAAGGCGGAGAGCUGGCUGAGUAUAGAGGGUUAUCUGCCUUCACUAGGCAUGAUCCUCCAAAGUUUGAAGGUGGAUUCAAUCCUGAAGUAGCCCAAAGGUGGGUGGCUGAUGUGGAGAAGAUGUUCAAUGUAAUAGGGUGCCAUGAGGAGAACAAGGUUGCUUAUGCCACCUACUUGCUGUGUGGGGAGGGUGAGGACUGGUGGAGGUUUGCCGGUCAGACCUUGCCACAAGAGGAUGGCUACAUCCAGUGGAAGACAUUCAAAAUCAUAUUCCUAGGAAACUACUUUCCCCGGAACCUAAGGAAGCAGAAAGCUAGGGAGUUCCUUGAACUGAAGCAAAGAAGUAUGACUGUGGGAGAGUAUGCGGCUAAGUUCCAGGAGCUGAUGAAAAUUUUUGAAGCUAACUCAAGAGGAAAGACGGUGGACACUAGGGGAGCCGGCCCAGUGAGGCAAGAUAGAAGACCUUCUAGGUUCUCAAGGGGACCGUAUUCAGGUUCGAACAGUUCUCAAUCCCGAGGAAGUUCUUCCCAAGAAAGGAGUAGUGGAAGUGGUUCAGGAUCGAGUUCUUUCAGAGGGUCGCUUAAGUGCUUCAAGUGUGGAGGGUCACACAUGGUGAAGGACUGCCCACAGCCGAGGAUAACUUGUAGCAACUGUGGGAAGUUGGGGCACAUUGUCAAUGAGUGCUGGGCCGCUAAGAGGGGAGGUAGUGCAAGUACAGCUCAGAGGCCAGAAUCAAGAGAAAGUAGGGGCCAAGUACGGGGCAGAAGCCGAGCAUCCCUGGGAGAGUCUUUGCUAUGA